AAUAUAUUGUGAAGUACAAAGAGGGAAGGGUGUGACUUUCUAGUUAUUUCUGAAUGAUUAAAUACCCUAAUCAUGCAAGAAAUUCCACAUACUCAUUGAAAACGGGGCAACUUUUCUUCCCUUUUAAAGGGGAGGAGAUAGAGAAGAAAUUGUAGUUUGUUUUGUUUCUCUUCACAUCAACUGGUCCCCAUAACUCUUUUUUUUCAAGAAUGGGACAAGCAGUAAAAUAAUAUUUGGAGAAGAUAAUAUCUAGUCUGGAAGUUGUCCCUUUAAAUCUCUGUGUUCCAUUUGGUUGCCCAGGACAACUCUUGUAAACAUCAGUGAACCUACAUGUGGCCUUUGAAAAAAGCUGGGGCCUGAAGCUGAUGGGAAAGUUUAGGUCAUUUCAGAGCUGCUUGAAUCAGACUGCACCUGUUUCUUUUUCGGAACUGAGUUUCUCCACAGUCUUGAACUGACAUGGUAUGACAAGAGCUUUAAGAGAACUGGCUUGGAGGGCCUUUGAAGUUUCCUGAGUGCGUGCAGCAGGAUUUGGGCUCAGCUAUUGCACCCUACCAGUGACCAUGCCAUCCUUGCCCAAUGAAGGAGAUAACCAAGGGACCUCUUCUCUGACUUUGAGCUCGGAGCUGCCUUACCAAAGCACAAUAAGGAGGAAAGUCAGAGAGAAGAAAAAACACGGAGCAAUCACUGCGAAUGUUGCUGGCACAAAAUAUGAGAUUGUACGCGUAGUAAUUGAAGAAAUGGGCUAUGUCAAGACUCGGGACGACGAUGAGACUGCAAAUCUCAUCUGGAGUGAUUGUGCCGUGCAGCAGGAAAAGAUUGCCGAGCUCCGAAACUACCAGAGAAUCAACCACUUUCCAGGAAUGGGCGAGAUCUGUAGGAAGGAUUUCUUAGCAAGAAACAUGACCAAAAUGAUCAAAUCUCAGCCUCAGGAGUACAGCUUUAUUCCUCGGACAUGGAUCUUCCCAGCAGAGUACACACAAUUCCAGAAUUACGUAAAAGAACUCAAGAGAAAACGUAGACAGAAAACAUUCAUCGUCAAACCAGCUAACGGUGCAAUGGGCCAUGGGAUCUCCCUCACAAGAAAUGGAGAGAAGCUGCAUUCUCAGGAACACCUCAUAGUCCAGGAAUAUCUUGACAAGCCCUUUCUUAUUGAAGGCUACAAAUUCGAUCUAAGAGUGUACAUUCUGGUGACAUCCUGUGAUCCCUUAAAAAUAUUUUUAUAUCAUGACGGGCUAGUGAGGAUGGGCACAGAGCUGUAUCAUCCCCCCAAUGAUUCAAAUCUGGGCCAGCUGUUUAUGCACCUGACCAACUACUCUGUGAAUAAGCAUAAUGAGCGUUUUGAGCGGGACGAAACAGAAGAUAAAGGCAGUAAGCGCUCUAUAAAGUGGUUUACUGAGUUUCUGCAAACAAAUCACCUUGACGUUUCCAAAUUCUGGAAUGAUAUUUCAGAACUAGUGGUGAAGACACUCAUAGUAGCAGAGCCCCAUGUCCUUCACGCUUACCGUAUGUGUAGGCCAGGACAGCCUCCGGGAAGUGACAGUGUUUGCUUUGAAGUUUUGGGGUUUGAUAUCCUGCUGGACAGAAAACUCAAGCCAUGGCUCCUAGAGAUUAACCGAGCCCCGAGCUUUGGUACUGACCAAAAAAUAGACCAUGAUGUGAAAAAAGGUGUCCUGCUGAAUGCAUUAAAGCUGCUCAAUAUAAGGACAAGCGAUAAAAGAAAAAACCUAGCCAAGCAGAAAGCAGAAGCUCAGAAGAGGCUUUACGGCCAAGGCUCCAUGAAAAGGCUGUCGCCGGUGUCUGACUGGGAGAAACAACGCCGUUCCCUAGAAAGAAGGAGAGAGGAACUGAAGGAGAGACUGGUACAAGUGCGCAAGCAGAUCUCCAAAGAAGAGCACGAAAACAGGCACAUGGGGAAUUACAGGCGUAUUUACCCUCCUGACGAUAAGCUGCUACUUGAAAAAUAUGAGGGCUUGUUAGCCGCUGCCUUUCAGACGUUCCUUGCCGGUAGAGCAACUUCACUUCAGCGAGAGAUGAACAACCCCCUAAAAAGAAUGAAGGAAGAAGACAUAUUGGAUCUUCUGGAACAAUGUGAACUGGACGAUGAGAAGUUAAUGGGCAAAUCUGUCCGGCCGCGUGGCCCGAAGCCCUUGUAUUCCAUGCCAGAGAGUGCACAGUUCUUGAAAAAGACCGGGAACAACAGCAGCGGCAGUAGCUGUGAAAGCAGCAGUGAUCUAUCUGAAUGGGAGGAGGAACCCGAAAAAGAAUAUGAAAAUGCAAAGAAAGAGAGGAAUGUCUCAUUUGAUGUUGAAGACAGGAAAUUAAUAGAACGAUCCAGCAGAAUGCACUGGAAGCGGCCUCUUAAGAAAGUCCCUUCUUACGUAUCGCCCACGCCGUUGUCAGGUCCUAUGAGGCGUUCUGUGAGCUGCCCUCGCUCCAUUUCAGUCUUGUCUAUGCAAAUGCAAGGCGCCGAAAACCGCCCUUUCUCAGCCAAGAAUUUGGUGCAGCUUUCUCGCCCAUCUUCUGUGAGUAGGUCACACUCUUUAAACAGAGGUUCAUCUGCGGGCAAAAUGUCUCAUACUGCCAACCUGGGUACUGUACAUUCUCCUGUGACGGAAAGGCAACAGAGAGCCAAAGAGCAAGAGGAGGCCCUCACAAAGGAGACGCUGGUCAUUUUCACUAGUAUGAAGAUCCGAUUCCCAGGGAAAAUCAAUGAAGACUCAGACUUAAUACUCGACGACAUUAUGGAUAAUUGGAAAUACCAUAAAUCAAAAGUGGCUUCAUAUUGGUUAAUUAAACUUGACUCUGCAAAACAGAGAAAGGUUUUAGAUAUUGUGAAAGCGAGCAUCCGUUCAGUUCUGCAGCGUGUCUGGGGAGUUUCAGAUGUUGAAUGUUUACAUUUGUACCGACUUCUUAAUCGUGUGUUUAAUCGCCUGCUAUGGAGCCAUGGUCAAGGUCUGUGGAACUGUUUCUGCAAUUCAGGGAGCUCCUGGGAGACGAUAUUCAGUAGAAGCACAGAAGCGGUGACUGACGAUCAGAUCCAGUGUUGCCAACGAAUAGUAGAUCUUUGUAAACAGUGCCUGCUAGUGGUUUACAAAUACUCUGCCGAUUCCAGAGGGUCCCUCACUGGAGUUUACCCAGACUGGGAUGACACAAGGUACUCACUGCCAGGGCCUUUGCAGUUCAUCAUGAAACCCUCCACCGGUUUUGGAUGUAGCUCAUCAGGAAUGACUCGCUCCGUUUUGUUUACACCUAGAUACGACCACUCAUGAAGCGAAAGGGAAUGUUGUUAUAUAUAAUGGGCAAUUUAUUUUAUUUUUUUCUUCUCGAUUUCAAAUGUGCGAUGGAACUGAACCCAGGCACUGUUAUAUAUUUAUUACCGUAUAUAAAAACGUAGCGCAAAAGCCUGCUGUAAACACUUAACCAUUCUGGAAAUGUAAUAAACCUUCUCAAAAUGUUUACAGAGAGAUACGGAUGCCCAGAUCUUGGUAGGUUUCUUAGCAAUUCCUUCCCUACUGUGGAGUCACUAUAAGGGCGCGAUCCUAUAUGAAAGAUCCAAGGGCUUAAGGAGCUUUAGGAUCUGGAAGAUGUCCCCCAAUGCUGGUGGAACGCCAAAUACACCCUUGGCCAGGUGGAUACACCAGCCAAACUCCCCUCAUAUGUUGGCAGAACUGAUGGCGUAAUUUCGCUGGCGAAGAAGAUGUGGCCAGGGCAUGGGCAGCUCAGGGGGACGAGCACACUUGGCAUUAUAUCAUAUACUCCUUUAAUCCACUGCCACACUCCUUUCGACAGUGCAACACACGUCAGCCACAGACUCGGCACAGGGAGUUUCUCUCUCAUUGGCUUUAAUAGAAGGCGGACGAUGGAAAACUGGCUGCUCCCAUAUUGAGAACCAUGGCAAAGUGUAGCAAGGGGAGCCAACGUGGUGCACUCCAGAUUGGUGUUGGACUCCCAUUUCCUUGAAGUCCCAGCCAGUACAGCCCAUAAUGGUCAAAGGAUGGUGAGGGUUGUUGACAACAACACCUGUAUUACUUUGGAGUGGAAUACAGUCAUACCCCAGUUUAAGUACGCUUCAGUUUGAGUACUUUCAGUUUAAGUACUCCGCGGACUCAGAAGUGUUUACUUGCGGGUUCUGCCACGCGCACAUGCGUGGAAGCCAUUUGUGCACUUUGCGCAUGCGCAGAAGCGCUCUAUCGGCACUUCACGCACAUGCACUAU
This is a messenger RNA of Zootoca vivipara (common lizard), 4215 nucleotides long. It is a transcript of the gene TTLL7, whose product is annotated as tubulin tyrosine ligase like 7. NCBI's taxonomy places the organism in Eukaryota, Metazoa, Chordata, Lepidosauria, Squamata, Lacertidae. The record is from RefSeq and is a predicted model, not a curated record. Gene Ontology annotation, cellular component: ciliary basal body. Gene Ontology annotation, molecular function: tubulin-glutamic acid ligase activity; tubulin binding. Gene Ontology annotation, biological process: microtubule cytoskeleton organization; protein polyglutamylation.